Molecule: messenger RNA, 1652 nt
Organism: Pelobates fuscus (common spadefoot toad)
Lineage: Eukaryota; Metazoa; Chordata; Amphibia; Anura; Pelobatidae
Product: oocyte zinc finger protein XlCOF7.1-like
Exons: 1
Source: RefSeq, a predicted model, not a curated record
UAUUUCAAUCAAAAGACCAAGGAUUCAAAACCUUUCUCAUGUUCUGAAUGUGGAAAAUGUUUUAUUCGGCACGAGCAUCUUGUUAGACAUCAGAGAACUCACACAGGAGAGAAUCCUUUCUCAUGUUCUGAAUGUGGAAAAUGUUUUGCCUACAAUGCAGAGCUUGUUCGUCAUCAGAGAACUCACACAGGAGAGAAACCUUUCUCAUGUUCUGAAUGUGGAAAAUGUUUUAACCGUCACCCAGGUCUUGUUGCACAUCAGAGAAUUCACACAGGAGAGAAUCCUUUCUCAUGUUCUGAAUGUGGAAAAUGUUUUAACCAUCCCUCAAAUCUUCUUACACAUCAGAGAAUUCACACAGGAGAGAAACCUUUCUCGUGUUCUGAAUGUGGAAAAUGUUUUAACCAGCACUCAACUCUUGUUGUACAUCACAGAACUCACACAGGAGAGAAACCUUUCUCAUGUUCUGAAUGUGGAAAAUGUUUUAACAAUCACUCAGGUCUUCUUUCACAUCAGAGAACUCACACAGGAGAGAAACCUUUCACAUGUUCUGAAUGUGGAAAAUGUUUUAACAAUCACUCAGGUCUUCUUUCACAUCAGAGAACUCACACAGGAGAGAAACCUUUCUCAUGUUCUGAAUGUGGAAAAUGUUUUAACCGUCACUCAGGUCUUGUUGCACAUCAGAGAACUCACACAGGAGAGAAACCGUUCUCAUGUUCUGAAUGUGGAAAAUGUUUUAACCUUCACUCAAAUCUUCUUCGACAUCAGAGAAUUCACACAGGAGAGCAUCCUUUUUCGUGUUCUGAAUGUGGAAAAUGUUUUGACUAUCAUUCAUAUCUUCUUUCACAUCAGAGAAUUCACACAAGAGAGAAACCUUUCAUGUGUUCUGAAUGUGGAAAAUGUUUUAACCAUCACUCAGGUCUUGUUGUACAUCACAGAACUCACACAGGAGAGAAACCUUUCUCGUGUUCUGAAUGUGGAAAAUGUUUUGCCCGUCACUCAAAUCUUGUUGUACAUCAGAGAAUUCACAGAGGAGAGAAACUUUUCUCGUGUUCUGAAUGUGGAAAAUGUUUUAACCGUCACUCAGAUCUUGUUAAACAUAAGAGAACUCACACAGGAGAGAAACCUUUCUCAUGUUCUGAAUGUGGAAAAUGUUAUAAAUAUCCAUCAAAUCUUGUUACACAUAAGAGAACUCACACAGGAGAGAAACCUUUCUCAUGUUCUGAAUGUGGAAAAUGUUUUAACCGUCACUCAGGUCUUGUUGCACAUCAGAGAACUCACACAGGAGAGAAUCCUUUCUCAUGUUCUGAAUGUGGAAAAUGUUUUAACCAGCACUCAAAUCUUCUUACACAUCAGAGAAUUCACACAGGAGAGAAACCUUUCUCGUGUUCUGAAUGUGGAAAAUGUUUUAACCAGCACUCAACUCUUGUUGUACAUCACAGAACUCACACAGGAGAGAAACCUUUCUCGUGUUCUGAAUGUGGAAAAUGUUUUAAACAUCACUCAAGUAUUCUUGGACAUCAGAGAACUCACAGGAGAGAAAUCUUUCUCAUGUCCUGAAUAUGGGAAAUGUUUUGUCAGUAAACCAGAUUUUGUUAGAGAUCAAAUAAUCCACACAGGAAAGAAAUCUCUAAGAUUUUAUGAUACAUAUAUGG